UCCCUGCCCAAGUGAAAGGGGUGCUCUCUGCGGCAGGGGACUGCGGUGCCUGGGAGACCCAGGGCUGCCGGCUUCCCGUUUGGGGCCAGCCUAGGAGCCCAGGGGGUGCCCAGAAGCCCAGGGACGGGUAGGGGCUGCCGGGGCCGAGGACGAGAGAACCGGGAGGGCAUCCCCAGGCCGGCCCCCGGCGGAUGCCCGGGCGCACUGCGCCGGGCUGCUGCUGCUCCCCAGGACCACUGACCGCUCGCCUGCCCUGGCGGGGCCGGCCCAGACCUCUGCCGGAGGGGGCGGGGUGUCUCCGACUCCUGCCGCUGGCCCCUUGCCCGCCUGCCUGCGCAGCGGGCCAAAGCUGGGCUGGGAGGCGGUCACCCACUGAGGCUGCCCCCCUUCCCCAGCCCCUUUGCCCCGGGAGGACGGCGCCCCCCGCAAGGGCUCCCCUCGUGCCGGCCCCACUUGGACUUGAACUUGGACCCCCUCGGGAGGCCCCCAAAUGGGAAACAAGGUGUGUUUCCCUUCCUGGUGAAUGUCAGACAAAGAACCAUGGCCUGCACGUCUUGGGACGGAAGCCUUCUCAUUGAACGGGAGACAAGUUGGAUUUUAGGUGAUUUAGGGCGCUGACUUUUCUUCACCUUCCAGCUGGAGGGGCUUUGUAUUGAACCAACUGAAACGGUUAAUUCAGAAUGAACAAUCAGAAUUCAGAAGAGAAAGCACGAGAAGGCUCACAGCUUUCCUUAUUUCAAGGAGAUAAAUGUGGGAAUGAGUUGGCACUUGAAGCACCAUCAGCCUUCAUUCAUGCACGCUGGGACUCGGCUCCCCACCUCGGCACCCAGAACGCUCAGGAAGCCUGUUUGCACACGCUGGGGGCUGAUGGGGAAAGGAUUUCCUUAACCAGUUCACAUGCCAAAGUGCUUGCUGGGGAUGAGGACAUCUAUCGGGAGGCACAGUCUCUGUCAGUGAUACGUGGUGAGGCUCCAGGGGGGCCCUGGGUGAGCGACAAGAUGGGCCUGUUGGAGCCAGAGUACCAGUAUAACAGUGCCCAGCCUUGUGCUGCCCAAACCCAGAGAGUUCAGCCCUCCAUGCCUGGAGAGUGGAGAUACGACUGUGGAGAUUCUAAUGGGACGAUGGGCCAUGCUUUACUCAACCUGGAAGAAGGGUGGCAAAUGAAGGGCGAGGGCCCGGGUACCCUGGAAAUGACAGAUACCCCGAGAAGCCUGCCCCAACCUGGCCAGCCGCCAGUGACCCCUGCCUUUUCUUCUGAGAUCUGUGUGAUGAACGAGAAGUCAACCAGUGGGGGCUCGGGAACCCCCCUGGAGACCACUGCCCAGGAGCCUUCUGAGCUCUCCAACACCACGUACCUGGUUAUAUCGGACACGGGCAUGCAGAUGGAUGCCACUGCCAAUGAUGAGAGCCCACACUCCUCAGAGAAGCUCCUUGGAACUCUCACCAAUGGUUUCCAACAGGAAAUAACCAAAGCAGAGGAGGUCCAAGCCCCGGAGCCAGGUCUGGAAGGUCCUAGUGCUCCCUAUGCAUCUCUAACGGACCAGGAAUUUGGUUUAUAUAAAGACCAACCAAACGGUGAGCCUGCUUUGCAGACUUUGUGUACCCCGUCAGAGGCUGAAUGUCCUGUGGACAGACCACCCUUCAGUGACCCCGAAGAACAGGGACACCAGCUAGGAGACCCGCUGAAUGAGUUGGCUUCUCCCGGCAGCAGUCUAGGAAUCAUAAGUCACCCUGUGGGAGCCCCAGGAGCAGGAGGUCCUUCUCCGGGCUGGGAAGCGGCUCCAUCGCUUGGGUCGGGGUGGGAGAUGGCAGAUAGCGCUUCCAGCCCCAAGGAUGUUAGUUGUCCCCCGUCAGCUAUCCUGGGGUGCCCCAACGAGACCUUUCCCAUCUUGCUUCCUGAUAAAGCAAAGGAGAAACCUUCUGAAAUAGAAAAAAACACCCUAGAGCUGGUCAAGCUCCCCAACAGGAAACUGGCCCCCAUAAAGGCACUAAAGCCCACUCUCAGCAAAGUCCUGGGAAAACCAGCCCCCAAGUCGGGGACAGCAGCAGGAAACGGCCUCCACAAAAUGGAGAAAAUCAGCUUUCCCAGGCCGAACUUCAAGAAUGUCAAAGCCAAAGUUAUCUCUCGUGCCGUGCUACAGCCCCGAGAGCCACCAGUGGUGGCAGUGGCGGCCACGGAUCCCAGGCUGACUCCUGGGCCCCCCGUGGCCGAGUCUCCCUUGAAAAGCGCGCCAAGGAGAGCUGAGGGCAAGGCCACUGCCAAGGCAGAAGUCCUCCCGGGGAAGAGCCACAGGCAACACCUCCUUAAGCUCAUUAGCAGCCAGGUCAUACAUGUCACAACUCAUUCCAGAAAUGCUUCCCACGAGACUCCGAGAGCAGCUCAGAAACUGAGAGCACACCACGGAGGAGGCGUCCCCCGAGCCAAUCCGUCCAAGGCAGGGCGCCUACCUGGGUCUGGGGCUGGAGCCAUGGGGCCCCACAAGGGCGCAGACGCCCCCAAUACCCCCGUGAAAACGGCAGAAUCCACUCAGCAAGAGCCUCGAGCUCCUGCCUCUGAUGGAGCUCCCACCGAGAGGCAGAAGAGUAAGGACAGAGAUGUGGGAGUGCCCCUGGUCACCCAGGAAGGGCAGGGAGAGCUGGGAAUGGCUCCGCCGGCCUGCAAUCCUGCCCUGGCUUCCACACGGAAAUUGCCACCCGUCAUAGACAGGAAUGGGUCUAAGCAUGAUCCCUUGGGACUGAGUAAAAUACCUGUUCCCAAAAUGAAAGUGUGGCCUUCAGUUUCCUGUAGGAGGCGAGGCACCGAGCCCAGGAAUUUCUACCCUGAGCAAGCUUUAUCCUCCCAGAGAGCCAAGCGUGGGUCCACUUCUGGUGCAUCGAGGAAAAGUGUAUCCCCCAGUCUGGUUGCGGUGCUUAGCACAGUUGAAAAGAGCAAACAGAGGCACCCUCGGACAUCCUGCAGCCAGUCCCAGUCUUCUCCAGAUCCUCUCUCUACUGAAAAAGCCCUGGGAUUGGCCUCCUAUAGAGCAAAAUGUGAGCACCAAGGCAAAGUCAUCCUGCAUCUCAAGCAGCUUCUCGUGGGAGGGAACCACAAGUUGGAAGCAUUGGCUGUGGUCAUCCAGCACCUGCUGUCGGAGAGGGAGGAAGCUCUGAAACACCACGAGGCACUAUCGCAGGAGCUGGUCAGCCUCCGGGGAGAGCUGGUCACUGCUUCUGCCGCUUGUGAGAAAUUGGAAAAGGCCCGGAAUGAGCUGCAGACUGCGUGCCAGGCCUUCGUGGACAAGCUCAACCAGCAGCACCAAGCGGAUCUGGUGGAGCUGGAGAGCCAGCUGAAGGAGCACUACACGGGCGAGUGCGAGAGGCUGCAGAGCGUGUGUAUGCAGGAGGUGCAGAAGUACCAAGCCCAGCUGCAGAGUCAGGUUGAUGACCUAAAUGCUGCCCAUGAAGCUUUCAAGUUAGAAAUCGAGUCCAGCCAUUCGGAGCAAGUCGAUUUGCUGAAGAAAGCAUAUGAAGCCUCCCUCACAGAAAUCAAGGAGUGUCAUGACCUAGAGAAGAAGUCCCUGGAGGAGUUAUUGUCAGAGAAACACGAGUCACUAGAGAAAGAAAUCCAUGAUCUAAAGAGUAAAAAUGAUGCUCUGAAUGAGAAACUCAAACUGGAGGAGCAGAAAGCAGCUUCCAGGGAGAAGGCCAACCUGAAGAACCCCCAGAUCAUGUAUCUGGAGCGAGAGCUGGAGAGCCUCAAGGCUGUGCUGGAGAUCAAGAACGAGAAGCUGCACCAGCAAGAUGUCAAACUGCUCAAGAUGGAGAAGCUGGUGGACAACAACACAACCCUGGUGGACAAGCUCAAGAGAGUUCAGCAGGAGAACGAGGAGUUGAAGGCGCGGAUGGACAAGCAUAUGGCCAUCUCCAGGCAACUGUCUACAGAGCAAGCCGUCCUCCAAGAGUCCCUGGAGAAGGAGUCAAAGGUCAACAAGAGGCUGUCCAUGGAGAACGAGGAACUGCUAUGGAAGCUGCACAACGGGGACCUGUGCAGCCCCAAGAAAUCCCCCCCAUCUGCGGUGCUGCCUUUCUCUUCCCCAAGGAAUUCUGCCUCCUUCCCCAGCCCCACAGGCUCACCUAGAUGACCCUUCUGGAACCCAGGCUGACGGCUGCCCGAGAGUGCUUCCUGGCGGCCAGGGGACUGACCCUUCCACCACUCAUGGGAGCAGGACUCGGGCUGGCGACGGCCUUGUGAGGGGCUCGGGUGGCGGCUGACCCGGCUCACUGGAGUCCGCAAGCCACCGGCAUGGCUCCUCUGGCCCGCCCUGGCUGCCGCCAGCCCCCAAGGUUUCAGGAAUGCCGCCUGCGCAGGCACGCAGGGAGAGACAUUGAUGCACAGAGCACUUGGCGAGCCAGACGAGUCUCGUUCGCUGCCUUUCUCACCCUGCCUGGGGGAGAACCAGCUCAGGGGCCUCUUCACAUAGAGUAUAACCUUUCUCAUGUUCCUUGUCAUAGACGCUUUUACUUUGGGCCUCCUGUGGGCUUGGGGGAGUGGGGUUAACGCUGGGCUUGCCGGUGCCAUCACCUUUGGCUCUGGAGGGGACAUGGAGAGCUGCAGAACUGGUGUGGAUGGUUUAGCCAUGGCCACUCUGGUUAGAACUGACAUGAGGAGAAGGAGAAGAAUGGGCUGUUUGGGAGCAUGGGGACCCUGACUCGGUAGCCUUUGAGUCUGCAUUCUGGGGAGAUUGGGGCCCUUCAAAUCGAAAGCCCAGCGGUGAGAACUGAAACUAGUGUGAUUUCUGUACUUUUCAAUGACCCCCCUGUACUCUGAGAGAACACACAUCACUGGCUUCUGGUUUGUUUUUCUAGCUGUGGACAGAGGUGGAACACUAAUGUGUCUCCCUGGGUCCCCAGGAGCAAGGUCUACUUCUUGUACUUCGGUCCUGGAGCAAUUCUUCCAAGGAAGGAAGAAGGGGCAGGGAUUCCCCUGGAGCCCCAACCUCCUCAUUUUAACUUGCUCUGAAGUCACCCACAGACGGGAGCUACCUCUCCUCCUCCUCUUUCCUCCCUUCUGCUUUCAUUCUCUUCUCCCCUCUCUUCUCUCUACUCCCCUUUCCUUUACAAAGCCAUGACAUAAGCCUUCUACCUCCUUUUCUCUGGGACAAGAGUAAUUAAUAUGCUCGCCCGGAACCAGCUUAUUUUCCAGGAAUGAAAAUCAUUUCCCCAAAAAACUUAAGGCCAGACUCUAACAUUAUAAACUACCAAAGUCCAGAACUAGCUGAUUUGGAGAAGCAGCGUGGAAAAAUUGUUGAAUAGUAAAAUUUGGGAAGAGGCAAACCAUAAGCCUGUAUUUAAGGGCAGACACUGAUAUACUAGGAGAGAGGUAUUGGCUAGGAUGAGCCAGAUGGGAGCCCCAAAUAGCAGCUUUGGGUCCGUCUUAGCGAAAUUCUGGAGAGAGGGCAGAGGGGCCCUUGGCUUGUUCAGUUGUUCCUUUCUAACUUCUAUGAGAGACCUUCCCGGCUCCCCCAGCUUUCUUCUCCACCCCAGGCAAGCUUGGGGACCGGAAGAGCCAGACUGUGGCUUUUCCUUGUCUUUGAAUCUGUGUCUGUGUUGCCAAUGAGCCGUGAAUCUGGGAACCCUCCAGGCAGCCAUCACGAACUUUGGACACCAGGGGGCGAGUCGAAAUUCAGGAGGCAUGUUGAUUUGUAAUAAUUCCUUCUUUUGUCUCAUGUUUAAACUCCAACGUUCUGUUGUAUGUGUAAUCUUUCCAUUUGUAGGGAUGGUUGGAAAGCCAGAUUUCUUCAGGCUCCAAGUGGGGGUGGAAUUCUGCCGGAAUUCUCUCCAUCUCCUUGGAGCUGUCCUGCUCUGGCCCCCAUGGUCAGGCACCUGCUGCAGGGUUUAGGGCUGGGGACAUGUGCUGCUCCAGUCUUGAGCCAGGUGGAAGAUAGAGAAGCAGAGGAGGAGAACGGCUUUUUGAAGAUGCUUUUCCAGGUCUACAUUGUAGGAGGUGCAGGGGGACUAGCUGGGCAGAGUCGGGCUGAGACUCGGCCAGUGCUGAGCACCCCUGACUGUGCCCAGUUUUAAUGCCCUCCCACAUUCAUGUCUUCCAACCCUGUUGUGCCCUAUUACCUAGGAGUUCAAGGCUUAGGAACCUAGCCCACCCCUCCCCCGAGAUGUUCUGAAUGCAACCUAGAAAGAUGGGGCCUAGGGGCUAGAAUUGGACCCUUAGAACUUCCAAUUGUGCUAAAUUUAGGGGGCUAGGGCUUGGGAAAGAGCUGAUGUAUUUUGAAUUGUUUGUGUGUAUUAAAAUAAAUAAAACAUGACUUAGCUUU
Sarcophilus harrisii (Tasmanian devil) is the source of this 6308-nucleotide messenger RNA. RefSeq names its product microtubule associated scaffold protein 1 (gene MTUS1). Gene Ontology annotation, molecular function: microtubule binding; fructose-bisphosphate aldolase activity. Lineage: Eukaryota; Metazoa; Chordata; Mammalia; Dasyuromorphia; Dasyuridae. The transcript has 13 exons. Gene Ontology annotation, biological process: glycolytic process. The record is from RefSeq and is a predicted model, not a curated record. The coding region runs from base 681 to 4121 and encodes 1146 amino acids. Gene Ontology annotation, cellular component: nucleus; cytoplasm.